Messenger RNA from Misgurnus anguillicaudatus (oriental weatherfish), 1360 nucleotides. RefSeq names its product retinol dehydrogenase 12, like (gene rdh12l). The record is from RefSeq and is a predicted model, not a curated record. NCBI's taxonomy places the organism in Eukaryota, Metazoa, Chordata, Actinopteri, Cypriniformes, Cobitidae.
CAGACCAAUAGCGAACUACCGAUCUACUGUAUUUCCUGAAACGUCACAAGUCGCGUGAAUCUUGUUGCCUAACCCUACUACAUCUUAAGUAUUUUUGCGAGUUGAUACAAACAAACAAUACAAAAUGCAAGCACUGAGAAACCGAUUCCGUUCGUGGUCAUCAGAUGUCACACUCGACAACAAAACUGUUAUAAUAACUGGAGCCAAUACUGGAAUUGGCAAACACGCUGCCACAGACUUGGCGAAAAGAGGUGCUCGGAUCAUCAUGGCCUGCAGGGAUAUGGAGAAAGCCAAUGAAGCCUUGAAGGAAGUUAUUGAAGCUUCAGGAAACCAGAAUGUUGUUACCUGUAGACUUGACCUGGCAGAUACCAAAUCCAUCAGGGAAUUUGCAGAGAAGAUAAAUACUGAGGAGAAACAAGUCAACAUCCUUAUCAAUAAUGCAGGGGUGAUGGUUUGUCCUUAUGGGAAAACCGCUGAUGGUUUCGAAAUGCAGAUUGGGGUGAACCACAUGGGUCACUUUUUGUUGACAUACCUUUUAUUGGAUCUGAUAAAAAGCUCAGCACCCGCCAGGAUCAUCACUGUAUCGUCCAUGGCACAUAAAUGGGGGACCAUCAACCUGGAGGACAUCAACAGUGAGAAGAGCUAUGAUAAACGAAAAGCUUACAGUCAGAGCAAGCUGGCCAACAUUCUGUUCACUCGCUCAUUGGCCAAAAGACUAGAAGGCACUGGAGUGACGACGUAUGCUCUCCACCCCGGGGUGGUGCAGACUGAUCUGUGGAGGCACUUGAGUAAACCUGAACAAGCUGUUAUGUGGAUGGCUCGACCCUUCACUAAAACAUCCGUGCAAGGAGCUCAGACUACCAUCUACUGUGCCGUGGAACCUGAACUGGACACAGAAAGCGGCAGAUAUUACAGUGACUGCGCACCUGCAAACUGCUGUCAAGCUGCACUGGAUGAUGAUAUGGCCCAGCGCCUCUGGGAACUCAGCUGUAAGAUGCUCAGUAUCGAAUGGGAGUAAAAACUAACAUCAGUUACUAUUGAGGGUAUUAUUCGAGUCUGCCUAUGGGGGGCUUGAACAAAUAUUGAACAAACUAAAAAUUAUUGAAAAUUUUAUUUAAAAUUAUAUAUUGGACUUUAUAAAUUAUAAAAUAUAAAAAUAUUUUAAACGGGUGUUGGUUUUGGCUUGCUUAACAUUUUUUAUUUUUAUAUUAUACUUCUAAAGUAUUAUGUUUUGUAAAUGUCAAACUCAGGUAAUUAAAAAUGCAAUGUAAGUAUGUUAAUAUUAAUGAAAUGUUGAAUUUGUAUUAAUAAUUUGUAAUAAUAAAGGUGUGGUGUGACCUAAUAAAGCAUUUAUAUAAUU